AUUCAGCCAAUGUAGUUAUGUCCACGUUUGCAUUUCGAACACUAACUUAACUCCCUUCUUUUCCAUCACACCCCUUAUUUAAGUCCAAGCUCCCCCACUUCUUCAACCCUCUAUCUCAAAAUCUCCAUUUCUUAUACCUUUUAAAUUGAGUUUUGUCUAGGGUUUGCAAUGAUUUCCAAAAGGGAGCAAGAACAAGAAGCAGUGGCAGAAGCACAAGAAGCAAAUGAUGAGAUUAUAGAAAGCAAUGAUGAAAGAUUAGGUGAUGAUUGUGGAGGUGAUAAUUUCGGAGACUGGUUGAGUUUAAGCCUCAUCUCCAACGAGCCAUCAGACGCGGAAGUCGAUGCCGAUUUUCCGUCACCAAAACCAUCCAAUAGCAAUAAAGUUUUCUCAUGCAACUUUUGCCUGAGGAAGUUUUACAGCUCACAAGCCUUGGGAGGCCAUCAAAACGCACACAAGAGAGAGAGGGGAGCUGCCAAAAGUUAUCAGUCUCACAGAAUGAUGAUGUCAGCGUUGGGGUUUCGGUUUACCCCUGUCGCUGCAGCAGUUAGGUCACUCGGAGUCCAGCCUCACUCUCUCGUGCAGAAACCUAGCGGCAGGUCAGAUGGGUCGUCGAUGGUGGCGAGAAUUAGGGAAGCCGCCGCAGGUUUUGGGAUGGCAUGGACACCCUUCAUGCUUGAAGAAACCAUGGAUCAUAUAUGGCCAGGAAGUUUCCGGAUGGAUCAUCAAUUACCCAGACAAGAGUCAGAUGUACAUAAUAAGCAGCUGGACUUAAAUCUUCGGCUGUGAUCCUAAAUUCUGAUCCUAGUAUUGCUUGUAUUUCAAUCUAAAUUCGUCUAAAUAAAUAAUACAUGUUUUAGGAUCAUAUAAAUGCAUUUGUGUGCAUUUUUUCUCUGGACAGGAUGUGUAAUUUGAUAAAUAAUGCUUUGGUGCGUGUACUGUAGUCGAUGGAACCUUUGCUAUUGUUUCCUGUUCGUUGUUUAGAAUAAUACUAGGCAUAUCAACUUUUUAUAUGACAGUGUGAUGUAUCAUCAACAUGAAAUAAAUACGUUAAUUAAUAUU
Molecule: messenger RNA, 1059 nt
Organism: Pyrus x bretschneideri (Chinese white pear)
Lineage: Eukaryota; Viridiplantae; Streptophyta; Magnoliopsida; Rosales; Rosaceae
Product: zinc finger protein 4-like
Exons: 1
Coding region: 169-786 (205 amino acids)
Source: RefSeq, a predicted model, not a curated record